AUGGCCGUCCUCACCACCUCGCCAGCCCGCAUCGCCAGCCCGGCUUUCCCACCCCCCGCCAGCCCCGAUGCGGCCUGUCCGCGCUGCGGCUCCUCCCGCCCCCACGACCUGACCCGCGCCCAGGCCCGCAUCGCCGAGCUCGAGGCCCAAGUCGCCCAGCUCACCAACAAGGCAGCCCAGGCCGUCGUCUCCCGCUGGGCCGACUGCGAGGCCCAGCUGCGCGCCCCGCGCUCCCAGCCGCCCUCCACGCCCGCGCAAGCGGAACCGGCGCCGCCGUCCCCCACGACGACGACGACGACGACGACGUCUCUCCUGCAGCGCACGUCGCGCCUCUCGUCCUUCCUCUACGCGCGCAAGCCGACCCCCGCCCUGCGCGUCGACGUUCACCGCCAAAACUCCCUCCCGCUCCCGAACCUCCAUGCUCUCGCCUCGCCGGCCGCCUCGCCGACCCCGUCCGCCGAGGACCUGAUAGAGGCGCUGACCAGGGAGAAGACGCUGCGCCAGGAGGCCGAGGGAAGGCUGACUUCCACCAGCAAGGAGGUCGAGGAGCUGAGCGCGAGCUUGUUCGAGCAGGCCAACGAGAUGGUGGCCGACGAGAGGCGUGCCAGGGCCAAGCUGGAAGAGAGGGUCGACGAGCUGGAGAAGAGAGACAAGGAGAAGAGGAGGAGGCUGGAACGGUUGGAGGGCGCCCUGGAGAGGAUCGAAAAGGUGAGGAGGAUGCUCGACGAGUGA
Molecule: messenger RNA, 732 nt
Organism: Ustilaginoidea virens
Lineage: Eukaryota; Fungi; Ascomycota; Sordariomycetes; Hypocreales; Clavicipitaceae
Exons: 1
Coding region: 1-732 (243 amino acids)
Biological process (GO): exocytosis
Cellular component (GO): Golgi to plasma membrane transport vesicle; cell tip
Molecular function (GO): guanyl-nucleotide exchange factor activity
Source: RefSeq, a predicted model, not a curated record